Molecule: messenger RNA, 519 nt
Organism: Lolium rigidum
Lineage: Eukaryota; Viridiplantae; Streptophyta; Magnoliopsida; Poales; Poaceae
Product: F-box protein SKIP27-like
Exons: 3
Coding region: 7-519 (170 amino acids)
Molecular function (GO): protein binding
Source: RefSeq, a predicted model, not a curated record
GGGAAAAUGGCAGUUGGACAGAGCAUGCCGAAGGGGACUCUCGCCACCAGCCUGAGCUUCCCGAGCAGCGGCAGCACGAGGAUUCUGGGGAGGAAGAGGGUCGCCGUUUCGCCGGCGCCGAGCCCCUCGGGUCCGCACUCGCCCGUGCGGGCUCUGCGCAAGCAGCGCAGCAUCAGGUUCCACAUGGACGACGCCGUCUGCCUUCUCGAGUCGCUGCCUCAAGAUGUCUUGAUUAAAGUCCUGUGCAAGGUGAACCACAGCGACCUGAGGCAGCUCCUGCUAGUGUCCAAACCAGUCAGCGAAGCGACUGUAGUUGCGAAAGAGCUGCAUUUCGCCUUCGCGACGCCGUCGAAGGCCGCCGCUGCUGGAGACGAUGAGGACGAUGACGAAGGCCCCGGGGCGCCCAAGCAACGCAGGGUUGCACGGUCGCGCUACGGGGGCAAGAACUUGGCGAGCGUCACCGUCAAUCUGUCUGAAUCCUUCAGCAGCUUGCUCUCUGACCCGGAUGUGGAGAUGUAA